AUGUUAUCCUCAGUCUAUGAACGGCUUCCGGAGGUGAUGGCGCAGCGCCCACCCGUGUCCUCGCAGCUGAGGGACUGGGUCGCGAGGCUCAAGCACGACUUGACCCAAAGGGGAGUCGCGGACGAGCCCUGGGCCUUGGCGGACGAGGUCAGGGAAGAAGCAACGGGGGAGGUUUUCUUGGGCCACGCCAGAGUCGCUGGUUCCUGCCCCCGCCCCGGAUUGGGGGACGUCCUAGACGCCCUCUCCGCGGCGCCCAUCACGGCAGCCGACGUCGGGCGCGGAGGGACGCAGCUCAAGCUCUUCCUCACCCUGAAGGGGGGGCAGGCCGCGGUCUUUAAGCCAGAGAGGAUUAAUCACGGUCAGAUUUCCGACAACGUAUACGGCGGGCCAGAUCGGCACGAGGGAGAAAUUGCUGCAUUUCAUCUCAGCAGACUUUUAGGCCUCCGGAUACGCUACGGCUGGCCGCUCCGUGUCCCUCAAGCGAGAGGUGCUGCCCGUGUCCACCCAACGACUGAGCAGCAAAUUCUACACUGGCAAAGAUGGGAACACGAUGAAAAUUUUUGCAAAGAUGUGUUGCAAAAUGAACAUUCACAAAGACUGUUGCAUUUGAUGGAUUUAUCGGUUUUUGAUUUCCUGAUACAGAACGGCGACAGGCAUAACUAUGCUCAUUUUACAGGGUUGUCUGGCUCUCCCGUAGUGCUGAUAGAUAACGGCAAAAGUUUUGGCGAUGCCGGUGUUGAUUUUAUGGAUAUUCUGGCGCCAGUGUUGCAGUGCUGCAGGCUGCGCCGUUCGACGCACGCGCGGCUGGUGCUGCUGAGCGGCGGCGGGCUGUCCCGGGCCCUGAGGGAGCUGCUGCGCCUCGACCCGCUCGCGCCCGUGCUCGCCGACGCCCACCUCCGCGCCCUGGACCGCCGCCUCGCGCACGUCCUCGCCGCCCUCAGCGCCUGCAGCGAGAGGGAGGGCGGAUGGCACAAUGUCCUCUUCUGA
Penaeus vannamei (Pacific white shrimp) is the source of this 987-nucleotide messenger RNA. The record is from RefSeq and is a predicted model, not a curated record. NCBI's taxonomy places the organism in Eukaryota, Metazoa, Arthropoda, Malacostraca, Decapoda, Penaeidae.